AAGACUGCAAAAGUGAGUGAGAGUGACAGAGAGAGCGACCGACUUAAAGAGAGAAUCGGAGCUCAGCUGUUAUAUGUGGAGCAUAAAAAUGCUUUUGGUGGAAUUGCCUGUUAAAUUAACUUUUUGUGCUGUUUCUGGUGCUACGCUCAGCUCAUAACAAAACAAGAACCAAACAACAGUUGUAACAAGUGAAAGAAUUAUGUCGGAAAAAGUUAAAUUCGGUUGUGCAAAACAGGAGGAAUAAAAAGUAAAAUAUAUUUUUUUUUCUGGCAUAACACAAAAUUUCAAUUACACCAAAGCAAGUCAGCAGGCCAAGCAUUUAUCGUACAGCCCGAAAACCUUUGUGGUCAGCAGCAAGCAGUCAACCCAACAACAACUCAAGCAUUGUGUACAUAUCGCUACUCAUAUUUCAUGGACAACAACAAUAACAGCAGCCCCUAAAAAAUUUGGCAACUUUUUUACAGUAAUAAAGGAAAAUAAGAAUAAAACCAAGGACAAUCCCGUUUUGGAUUACGUGCAUACGAAGUAGAGAAGAAAACCCAUAAUGGUAUUUUCAAACGGUAAACUUGAACUUUUGCCAAUGUUAUGUUUAAGAGGCCUACAACAAAAGCAGCACAAAUAACGACAACAGAACAAAAACAAACAACAGCGACAAGGAAAAUGUGUUAAGGUAAUAAUUAUUGACACAUGAAUGUGAAUAUGAAUGAAAAAAAGCGUGUGUGUGUGUGUGUGAAAGAGAGAAGGAAAAACAAAACCAAUAAAAAAGACAUUAUUUACAAGCGGAUAACAGCUAGCAUUUAAACUAUUUUACAGCUUUUUAACAUAUAAUUGGAAACUGGCACGAACACAAUGCUGCUGAAUUGCCGCUGCUGCUGCUGCUGCUGAAGGGGCUACCAGUAGUCAUUAGCAAGUCUACCUAACAAACAACCCCACUUCAUGGACUGCACACCUUUGGAGGACCAUAAUGGGUGAUAAAAACUAAAUGGAAUACCAUAAAAACCUUAAGCUUUACUUUGAAAACUAAAACCAACAACAACAACAAUGACCAACCAUUUCUACCAGAGCUUAAGCGUUUGAAAAUAAAAACGAAAGAGUGAGAUUAUUUGCUGAAACUAAAAACAUAAGUACCGAAAAUUAAACGAAGGCAAUACAUAGACAAAAUUGUAAUGAAAAACUUGGAAAAUAUUUACAAAAUACUUAAUUAAAACGGGGGAAAAACAGCAGCUUCCAGACUGGGAUUUGAAAAACAAACUUUAAACGACGUAAUCUCUUCCUUUUUGGCAACCAAAAACUACCAGAGGAGUGUGCAACAUCCCCCGGGCAAAAAGUGGAAUAACACUCAGCCCAGCUCAAUGUAGGAAGUUAUACAAAGCAUUGCGACUAAAGUAUUUAAUGCUGAGACUUGGGAAAAAGGCUAUAAAACACCACUCACUACAAGCACUUCCUGUCUCUCGUUAUAGUCGCUGGCAAAGACUUAGCCAUACCGUCAGUCAGUCAGACCGUCAGUCAUACUCUUAGCUACGGCCACUUGAACACACACUCACUCUAGAGAGCAACAAUCGUUGCAGGAAGACUGGCAUCGGAGCAACUACCAACACCAACACCAACACCAUCACCUUUACUUUUAUUGUUGCUACAACAACAACAUCACCAUCAUCAUCAUCACCAUCGCCAAAAGUUGCAACAACUGUUAUAGCCAACUGCUGCAAACAUGGCGGUAGGAAAAUCCAUUAAAAUGUACCUGACUAUAUUCGUAGCCACCACAUGCAUGUAUAUGCUACUGUAUCAGUAUCACAUAUCACGGCAGCCAAUGCCACAGUCAGACAUCAUAAAGCCUCCAUUGUAUAUUAUCACACCCACUUAUCGCCGUCCAGAACAAUUGGCCGAGUUAACACGUCUGGGCUAUACACUGAAGCAUGUUGUCAACUUGUUGUGGUUGGUUAUUGAGGAUGCCAAUAAAACAUCAGAGUUGGUGAUAGAAACGCUCAAUAGGAUCGGUGUGCCUUAUGAAUAUUUUCUGGCUCCCAUGCCAGAGGAAUAUAAAAAGACCAAAAAGGCGAAACCCCGAGGUGUCUCAAAUCGUAAUCGUGGCCUUCAAUGGCUGAGGGAAAAUGCCACAGAAGGAGUUUUCUAUUUCGCUGAUGAUGAUAACACCUACGAUAUUAGCAUAUUUGAACAGAUGCGCUACACCAGAAAGGUUUCAAUGUGGCCUGUGGGCCUGGUCACCAAAUAUGGCGUCAGUAGUCCCAUUAUAAAAGGCGGUAAAAUUAUUGGCUUCUAUGAUGGUUGGAUUGGUGGUCGCAAGUAUCCCGUCGAUAUGGCCGGUUUUGCGGUGAGCGUAAAGUUUUUACAUGAACGGCCUCAGGCGAAAAUGCCCUUCAAACCUGGCUAUGAAGAGGAUGGCUUUCUGAAAAGUUUAGCGCCUUUGGACAAUGCAGAAAUAGAGUUGCUAGCCAACAAUUGUACAGAGGUUUUAACAUGGCACACACAAACCAAAAAGAAUAAUGCUGCAGAAAAAGUGAAUGCGACCAAAUAUGGUGAUACAAAUUUAAUGUUCAUAGAUAAAGCUCUAGUAAGACCUUAAAGUAACUUACCUAUAGUUAUACAUAUUAACAUUUAAGAUUUCUGUUAAGACAAAGACACAUUUUCUUCAAUGCAAACACAAAUCUAAGGAAACCAAAGAUUCUUUUUUAUGUGACAAAAAAAAAAACUACUAAAUAAAACAGUGAAACUAAGAAAAAUUUAAAUAAAAUAAAAUAUUAAAAAACAAAAACUCUAAAAAUUCCAAAUAAAAGAAAAAAGACAGUCGCAAACAUAAGGCGCAAAGUGUAAAAGCUUUAUUACAUCCUCAAAAGAAAUAUAUGCAACACAACCAAUCAACCAACCAACCAACCAACCAAUGUAUAUAAAUUUACAAAAUUUUUUACAUAUUUACUCAUACCAUUCAUAAAUAUUCGUAUGAAUUUUAUAUAUAUUCAAAAAAUAAUCAUUCGAUUUUUUGUAAAUACCUAUGCAUACCUAGACCUCAAAAAUUACUUUUCUAAAUAUCCAUUAGCCACGAAAGACAAAGCGACUUUCGAGAAAGACAACCAAUUCCAAAUAUUUAGAUAGUUAUGUGCGAGAUGGAGAGAAAUUCAUUUGAAAGAUCACUAAAAAUACAACAAUAACAAUCAUUUUUUGUAUUAUUAAACAGACAACGUAAAAAUGGAAAAUUUAAACUACACAACUACAACUGCGGCAGUUAAAACUGCCGUUUUUUUAUUUGGUUAAGAAAAUGUGAAUAAUUUAUAAAUACAAACACCUAGACGUAUGAUUGAUAUUAUUUGGUUGUAUAUUUUAAAAACUUUGGUUAUUUUUUCAGUUUUUUUUUUUUUUUUUUUUGUAUUCAGUAAGUUUACUGAAGGAAAUAAAAGGCGCGCAAAAUAUUUUUCUUUUAUUUCUUUCUUAAAUUCUCCAAAUUUCAUGAGCAAUAGAGUGAAAAAAUCUGGCGUCGAAUUACCGCAUGUGUGAACGAGUAAAAUUGUUCGAAACAUUCUGUUUCGGCAUUACCGCAUUCGUCAACUACUAAGCAUUUUCGACAUUCGAGUUUAUGACAUUCGUUAACGAGAGCAUACUCGAGUAUCAGCUGUUCGAAAUCCACUCUGGAGCAGCUCUGGAGCAAUCGAAUAGAAUUGUUAUUUGAUAAAAAUAGUUAAAAUAAAAGUAAACAGCAAGUUUUUGAGUCUAACUAAUAAUCUGAAAUAAAUAAAUACAUAAUUUUUCGGAACAAUUUUAGGAACAAUUUACAAAAUAUUAACGGGAUACAAAAGGUUGAAAUGACUCUAUUGAUGACCAUCGGAAUUUGGCAAAAAAAAAAUCCAAAUUGUAGCCAAGGGAAGGCAAUAUCUAAGGAACAAAUUAUGCCAAAACUUGGAGAAAUGUACGAAAAGACCAAUUGCAGCUUUGGUGGUACCGUGGAGGACAUGAGCCCUUUGAAGUUUAGCUCAAAUCAAGUCAAAGUUAAAGCAAUUUAUUAUCGAGAUUCCAUUGCAGGAUAUUGUCCGGCUUUAGACCAUUGUUUAAUGCUUUCCAAUCGAAGAAUAGUAUAGCAAAAAACAUUUAAAAAGUCAGCAAAUUUAUUUUCGUUAAAACUUACUGGUCCUUGUUUUGGGGCCGUGGGCAACAAGCAAAUAUUUUGAUCGCCGACCAUGGAUGUACCAAGAAGACUCACUCAGCACCGUCACAACAAGCCUCGGCACCGUGUUUUAGCACGUGUAAAUCAAGAAUGGCAAAAAAUCAUGUUCCGUACUUUAUUUGAUCC
Messenger RNA from Stomoxys calcitrans (stable fly), 4300 nucleotides. Its product is annotated as galactosylgalactosylxylosylprotein 3-beta-glucuronosyltransferase P. The record is from RefSeq and is a predicted model, not a curated record. Gene Ontology annotation, biological process: carbohydrate metabolic process; chondroitin sulfate proteoglycan biosynthetic process. Bases 1712 to 2584 code for a protein of 290 amino acids. The transcript has 9 exons. Lineage: Eukaryota; Metazoa; Arthropoda; Insecta; Diptera; Muscidae. Gene Ontology annotation, cellular component: Golgi membrane. Gene Ontology annotation, molecular function: galactosylgalactosylxylosylprotein 3-beta-glucuronosyltransferase activity.